Arabidopsis thaliana (thale cress) is the source of this 390-nucleotide messenger RNA. RefSeq names its product Defensin-like (DEFL) family protein. The coding region runs from base 37 to 276 and encodes 79 amino acids. NCBI's taxonomy places the organism in Eukaryota, Viridiplantae, Streptophyta, Magnoliopsida, Brassicales, Brassicaceae. The record is from RefSeq and is marked reviewed. The transcript has a single exon. Gene Ontology annotation, cellular component: extracellular region.
AUUAAACUUAUAUAAUAGAAAAAUCAUCAAAAAGUGAUGUCGUCGAAAAUUAAAUUUGUAGCUCUUCUCAUCGUAGUAAUUUCUCUCCUUCUUAACAAUGCGCAAUCCACUCGAGAGAUCCUCUCCGCGGAAAUUUGUGGAUGGAAUGACCCUGCUGUACAUUGUAAGACAAAAGAAGAUUGUUUUGAGAAAUGUGGAGGCAGACCUGCUAAGAAAGUUUUUUGUGUGCGUCCAGGAGACCAUAGCUAUGAUCGUCUGUGUUGUUGUCGCGCUUAACAUGUAAUUUAACUGAGAUCUUGUUUUACUAAAUUUCAGUAUAUUUUAUCCAACCGUUACUGAAGCUUUUGCUUCUGUUCAAUAUAUAAUGACUGAAGCUAACUUUGGUUGGAC